AUAAGCCUUCGGUCAGUUGCGGAGAAAUAAGUUGAGGCGAGUAGGACAUACGCCCAUUCGCCCACCCGAAUGGCACGCAAUGGAAUCACUCACGUCACCUCCGCUUAAAAACACCCUGGACCCUUUAACUAGGCCACACACUGACACGUCAAAGAUGAGUACGGCAUCCAUCCAUCCAGGACACACACAAUGCAAUCAGUCACGUCGUCCAUUCAAAAGCACUCAGUCCCAUUCCACCACCGCUCACACAGACUGACCCUCUCCACCUAUCCAAUCCACCAACACCACCCGGCCAACACCACUCACCCCUCACACCAGCACCGUCCCCCUGUCAAUGACGGCACGCUCGAGACCGAAUGGCCGCAGCACACGGCGCCACAGGGGUUCCGACACGGGAAAGCGCACAGCGAGUGGAGCCGGCGCACCGGCAGCAGAUGGCUUGGUCGUGUUCAGACUGAUGCGGUCGAAGCCCACCCACACACUGGCAGCGACGGUCUUGUUCUGUCGGAAGCCGCUCACUAUCACAUGACGAAAGUCACGCGGAUUCGCAGCAUUCAGAUCGCUCCUGUCCCAGCGCCAGUCGACAGCGAUGCCCUGAUCCUCUGUGAUGCCCUCGGUCAGCAGACGGCCAUAGUCAUAAGGGCCGACGACUGCAUCGAGCACCCUCCUCCUAUCCACCUCACCGCACCACCGCCCGAGCAGAUUGUGCAGCAGGAAUGCCGAGAAUGAGGGGAAGGGCCAGUCAGUGACCCAGCGGAUGGCGGGGUCGGUCCGCUUGUAGCCGUCAGCAUAGUGAUGGCCGCCCGGCAGAUCACCAUAUGGCACCACACGAAAUGACUCAUUGCCAAUCCGGUAGGCCCCAUUGUUGGCUUGCUGCAGCGCCAGGCUCUGUCCGCCCAGUUUGAGUAGGUGGCUGAAUGUUUUGUAGAUGGCCAUUGUGAGGGGCAGCUGGUGGAAGGCCGUUGCUGUGGGCAGCGAGUCGGCCGACAGCCGAAGGGGCCGCGUCGUGUUGGCGGGAGUCAGCCGAUAGAUGAAGGCCAGGCAAAGGAACCGCCCCAUCGCCCGCCACUCCUCACCGCUGCCCUGCUUCAGCAGCCAGACGACCCCUCAAGCCGCCCUCCACGUUACCACCAAUGUCGAAGGCCAAGACGUCCUCCAAGCCGAGACGCCUGAUGGCCUUGUUGAUGUGUCGCUGGACGCCGUUGAGCAGCGUGCUCGUGACGGUCGCCGAGGUGUGGCCCUUCAGCUCCUGCUGCCGAGUGGGGGUGACGAUCUGUGAGCGGAGAGCGGCUCGCGUGGCAUUGUCAGCCGACAUGGCCAUGGCGGCCAUCUUGCUGAUGGGCAAUGACAGGUCAAAGAGCUCGGCGGGCUGGAAGAGGGGCUGGGACGAGGGCGCUGCACCAGUGGGCCGCAUCGUGACGUCUGAGGUCUCG
Molecule: messenger RNA, 1433 nt
Organism: Vitrella brassicaformis
Lineage: Eukaryota; Vitrellaceae
Source: the annotation of a GenBank genome assembly